Molecule: messenger RNA, 1554 nt
Organism: Bactrocera dorsalis (oriental fruit fly)
Lineage: Eukaryota; Metazoa; Arthropoda; Insecta; Diptera; Tephritidae
Product: thyrotropin-releasing hormone receptor-like
Exons: 1
Biological process (GO): G protein-coupled receptor signaling pathway
Cellular component (GO): plasma membrane
Molecular function (GO): G protein-coupled receptor activity
Source: RefSeq, a predicted model, not a curated record
UGUGAUGUUACACAUCAACUGUUUACUUUGAUCAUAAUUUUCUUACUUUUCGUUAGUCCCAUCGUACUAAUUGCAACCUUCCGCAUGGAACGUUAUUACGACAACACAGUGGUGGCUGUGUGCUUCACAUCAGCGGAAACAUUCUGGUCGGCAUUCUUUUUCAUCGCUUGCAUUGCCAUAUUCUUUAUUUUACCCUUCAUCGUGUUGGUGUUGCUCUAUGUUGCGAUUGCUUACAAACUUUUACGUCGCAACAUUGACUUUCAUCGACCUACCACAGCCGCUGCGCAUGUACGGUCCACUACUAACCUGAGCUCGGUUAUCUUGCGCCAACAAUCAUUAAACAAACUACCACUACAGAUGACACGCAGUGACACUGAUAAUAACCGUAGCGGCACAUUAAAUAUUGGCGCAAGCGCUCAACAGCUACGUACAGGUAUGCGGAAGCAUCGCAAGCAGGUGAUUUUCAUGUUAGUUGCGGUUGUAGCCAGUUUCUUUCUUUGCCUUUUGCCAUUCCGUGCUUUCACAUUGUGGGUUAUCGCCGCAUCGACAGAGGAUAUCGCGGCACUUGGUAUUGACGGUUAUUAUGGGGUUUUAUACUUUUGUCGCAUAAUGCUCUAUUUGAAUUCGGCUCUAAAUCCGAUACUCUAUAAUCUUAUGUCAUCGAAAUUCCGCACUGGAUUUUGGCGUUUGAUUAUUUCCUGUUGCAACAAACAUAGAAAACAUCCGAUAGGACGUGGCAAUAGGCGCACGACCGCAACGACAACAACAACCAGCCGACAGCAAACUGAGCCAAAGCCACUAAGAACUUACGAACAACGUCGUUUAAGAUUCAAACGCGAAUCAACAUUUGCAGUGAGCUCGUCCAUUUCCACAUCUUCAGGCACGGAGCGAAGUACCAGCGUUACUAUAGUAGCAAGUCGACCAGUUAUGGCUCCACGAUCAGGGGUGGGUGCGGCAAUAAUAGAUAUAACCAGAAGUACUGUAUCAAGUGCAUGCCCUUUGGAAAGUGAUGAAAACGGAAAAGAGGGAGAUCUUAUCACUUGAGAAAAUUUGCAGCUGGCUGUAUUUCCUAUGCAUAUGCCCAUGGCAAAAGUUACUCUAUAAGUAAGACUGAUAAACCUCGAAGUCAAUAAUAAAUGCUUUCAAUUAAUAUGCUUUUGGUAAAAAGGGAGUUAUCUGUGGUCCAAUUAAGUACUUAAGCACAUCCAAUGUUGAAUUUUUUCAUUCUUUCUUAAAGAUAUGAUUGUAAGAUAUUUUUAAGAAUAACGUACAUACAUAUGUAUGUACUUAAGUGCUAUAUAUAAUAAAAGUAUAAUAACUUCAGAGUAAAUGGAUAUAAUAAAAUAUAGUGUUAUUUAAGUGGUUGAUCCACAUUCAUUUGAAUAGUUGAAUGCAGUUGAAGAUCGCAAGUUAUAACUUAACGAACUGGUAACCACUAUUUGCUUGUGUAGUUGGAAUAGCUGUACCUACAAGAUUUUUAAUAUAUGAAAACACAUUUUUUUUACUAAUUUCAUUUAAAUUGCGUAUGUCGUAUGUACUUUUUAUUUAUUAAGG